UUUACCAUUUCAACUUUGUUGAUAUAUCCAGCUUACAUUAAUAUGUUAUCAGUUCUUGCUAGUUGCCAAUUUUGUCAAAAACAAGAUGACAUGUUCAAAACGUUUACUUUCAGCACAUCAAAAUCUUGAAGGUCGAGGGAAUACGAAUCGCGAUUUAGAAGCUGCAUGCAAUUAUAACUACGCUCCUGAUGGAUUAAUAAUAUUAAUAAUAUCUGGGAAAACGAAAGCUGUGAUGAAGAUUGUCAAUCGAAAAUUUACAUCUGAAAAAUGUAUGCACUUUUAUAGCAAAUUUCCAUUUAAUUUGUUGCUUGACGUACGUGCGUGACCUCAAAUUGUCAUGCAUACGAGUUUCUUCCCUCGAUGCCUUGAGGACAAUUUACAAGUAGAUGCACAAAAUUACCUAUUUCCGUUAAUUAAGUCUCCCAAUUGAAUAUUAAAUACAAAGUUUUUAAGAAAAAUAUUUUAAAGCAAAGAUGGUUUAAGGACUAAAAGCACACAAAUGAAAGUUUCACAAUGGCAAAAAAUCAACAAUAAAUCCAAGUUAAGAACACCACAAUUUUAGAAAAGAAAUAUUACGCUUUUUAUCGCAGAGAAAUACCUGGAAAUGUUUAUAAGUCUAUGAUAUCAUGUUAAGGAUUUGUUUUGUUCGCUUCUUUGUGAACUUUAGGCUAAACCUGUAUGUGAUUUCCGGCAACAUUCACUUACCAUGUCGCGCUAAACGCUCGAAAUUAAAACAAUGAUUGAUUAAACUUUGAUGUCAAGGCGCCAAGUUAAUUAAACAAUUAACCACACACGUUUCCACAGGCAGCGUGACUGCCCACGAGACCCGCCUACCAGCAGCGCAUAAUUGCAAUUCCCAGUGGAAUGAAUUUCACUCAACCCUGCAAGCAAUAUCAGUCUCCAUAGAGGUCUCCUCACUAGCCCCUUACAAAGUAACAGACCUAGGUGUUAAACAGGCGCCAAAAACAAGCCGAGAUAAACAAAAUGCGCUAAAAACAAAUUAACACCAAUAUUUGAUCGUCAUUGCUUGAUGUGAAGCGCGACAGUGGUUAAUUCAAAAGGUAAGAAAACAAGAACCUGUUCGAAAACGUUCAUUAUUUCACUACCAAACUUCCGAUUUAGAGGCAACCUUUUUUCAAAAGAGAGAAGUCGCUCUUUGGAGUUACCAUGGCGUCAUUCGGUUAAGGUAUAAUUAUACAUUCUUACCUAGUCAAUUUAGCUGGGCCUCGGUGUUUUUAAUCGUUAUUUAACGGAAAAAAAAAAAAGAGAAGCAAACAAACAGAUGGAAAAAUUAAUGCAAAGAAUUGAAAAGAUAUAACAAACCUCUUUCCGCGAGAAAUUCCUUUUUUUUUUGUUCGUGCUUUCAUCGAAAAACCCGCAGCAAUUGUUUACCCGAGAACACCUGCGCCGCGGGAAAAUUUACAAUAGAAACUAAAUAACGUAAAUACAAUUUUAAAAUGUAUUCCGGGCUUAAAACAAAGAGGUUUUUCGACAACUGAAAGCCAAAGAUAAAACUUUAUCAUUUACAAAGCUCGGCUGUUUGCUCAAAGUAACAGACUCUUCGACGAUAUAGCCUGGCUACCUUUCGGAAACAGUUGCCUUCGCAAUAGUCACUCUUAAUUUCGAAUUCAGUCAGAACGGUAGAGUUUCACUUUUUUCCAAGAAAUUUCCAUAUGUCUAUUAUUUUUUAGGGCCCUCUGGAAAUGUUUGUGUUACGGUCAAGUUAUUAUCUUAUCGUCACCUGUUUCAGAAUAAAAGACCAAGCCUCAGGUCGACUUUAAGAGGCUUCAGAGGGCAGUGCAAGUACCCGGCUACCCACAGGUGUUUGCAAAGGUCGUCUUUACGGCGAACAAAUUGGAGGAAAAUGGACAACUCAACAUGGCGAAAAAGCAUAAAUUCGUCACAAGAGAUGAACCAUCGGAUGCUACAUCAAACACAGUCCGGUCAAGCAGUGAUCGUGUUCCUGUCUUUACAGGGCGUCCUUAUAAUCUGCGCGAACUCGCUGGUGUUUUUAUUGUUUGCAACCACAAAACAUUUACGAACAAAGACGAACUACUGUUUGGUAAGUCUGGCAGCCAGUGAUUUCUUAGCUGGACUUGUUUCGCUUCCAUUAGUACUCCUCUGCUCUACGAUUUAUUCCAAACCCAUCUGCACCAGCAUGGAUCUCUGCCAUCGAUUUCAGUCGUUCUCGACAAUUCUUCACCUGCUGGUAGCGACAGCGGAGCGCUACUUUAAGAUUAAAAGACCCUUUAAGUACAAUAUUCUGGUGACAAAGCGGAGAGUGUUGUCUCUCUUGAUGGCUGUAUGGAUUUUCUCUCUGAGCGCUUCUUUUGUUCAACUCACAUGGAUCCUACGCGACAACCAACAUCUGACCCGAAAAUUUGACUUUGGUUAUUCCGUGUUUAGUUUAAUAUCGCUUGCGCUUCUGCCCUUUCUCAUCAUCGUCUGUAUAGAUGGCCACAUUUUUUAUUACAUCCACAAGGAAAAGAAAAUUAGGCGUGCCUUAACACAAGGGACUUUAAUUGAGAAGAAAGACAGGGAAAAGAGAAGGAAUGAUAAAAAGGCACUGAUAAUAUACGCUGUCAUGACAAUUACAUUUGUGGUAGGAUGGUUCCCCUAUUUUAUUAUCACGCUGCUGACCGACGUUAUAGCGGGCUACUCGACACCAUUCGCCGCACAGAUCAUACUCUUGUACUUUAAAUUUAGCACAGCCCUGAUCAACCCUCUUUUGUACACCUUCUUUAAGACUGACUUUCGAAAAGCACUCCAAAACUUGUUAGAAAGAGGCAUUGGUUCCGAUGGAAGUAACGAAGUAAUAACAACUUCAGUGUAAAGCAAAGCUCUUCAGAAGUCAACGUUAAAAUAGGUAAUGAAAUUCAAUUGAAAAAAAAAAAAAAACCUUUAGGAGGCGCUGCCCAUGGUGAUAAAAAGCACCUACUGAAUGUAAUUCGUUGAUCGCUGACAACCAUGAAAUAUCACAUUAGGAGAAAACAGAAGCAGACGAAAUUUUUAUUUUAGCAUAAUUCCGCAAUAAAACCGAGAACGUAAAAUAAAAGCGUUUUCUUUCCAUUCAGUCUAACAUAAAAACGUUUCUAUGUUCUUGAAGUCUGUGCUGCGUUCCACUAUCAACUCUUUUCUACUUCAGUCUUACUGACAAGAAUCAUUUUCACCUUCUAUCUUUCAACCCGUAAAACAGAACUAAUUUUCGCAUAAUAAAUGUACAAUUACCAAAUCUCAAGCAUAAAACAGUUGGUUAUUCACUCAACACCCUCCCCUACUAUAACUACUGACUAUCUCGGCUCUCUUCUUUAUCAAAAUUGACGAAGUUAUCAAAUCCCUUCUCUUAGGCAAUGUAAAAAAUAUGACAGGCAAAAUUUCCAAAUACAUAGUAUCACUUUGUAAUCUGAGAUGGGAAAAAUAUAUUCUUUGACAGAACCUCAACCAUUUUUGAAUCUCAAAGAUGGCCGCCACAUAAUUUCUUAAGUGGAAGACGCAACAUAGCCUUGGGGUACUUAUUUUUCCACUUAAGUUAACCUGUUUCCUUCCAAUCCAAAAAAAAUGUCUUGCUUUCUUCAGUGUGUUCAUUAUCAGAGGAAUAAAGCGGCACGUCCCUCGCACGCACGCAA
This is a messenger RNA of Stylophora pistillata, 3626 nucleotides long. RefSeq names its product histamine H2 receptor-like. Gene Ontology annotation, molecular function: G protein-coupled receptor activity. NCBI's taxonomy places the organism in Eukaryota, Metazoa, Cnidaria, Anthozoa, Scleractinia, Pocilloporidae. Gene Ontology annotation, cellular component: membrane. Gene Ontology annotation, biological process: G protein-coupled receptor signaling pathway. The record is from RefSeq and is a predicted model, not a curated record.